Erigeron canadensis is the source of this 1089-nucleotide messenger RNA. RefSeq lists its product as uncharacterized. Lineage: Eukaryota; Viridiplantae; Streptophyta; Magnoliopsida; Asterales; Asteraceae. The record is from RefSeq and is a predicted model, not a curated record. The coding region runs from base 1 to 1089 and encodes 362 amino acids. The transcript has 2 exons.
AUGCUCAAUGAGUCCUCUCUUCCAAACAAAUUUUGGGUUGAGGCUGUUAACACAUCUUGUCACACCCAGAAUCGCUGUUUGAUUGUCAAGAGACAUGAUAAGACAGCAUAUGAAGUAUUAAGACGUAAGAAACCUCAAAUUAAAUACUUUCUCGUGUUUGGAUGCCCUGUAUUCAUUUUGAAUAAUAGGGAUCAUCUAGGUAAGUUUGAUCCCAAAGCGGAUGAUGGUUAUUUUGUAGGAUACUCAUCUAUAAGCAAGGCAUUUAGAGUAUUUAAUGUUCGCCUUCAAAAAGUAGAUGAAUCUAUUCAUGUCACUUUUGAUGAAAGUUCAUCUGCUUUAAAAGACAUACAAUCCUCUUCUUAUGAAGAAGUAUUUAGUGAGUUCACUAAUCCCUCCAAUGAGGAAGCUGACUCAUUUUCCGAUGCACCUUGUACAUUACCUGAAUGUCAUCAACAGACAUCUCAGUAUACAUCAGUGUGUACUGAUAAGGAACAAGUUGUUGCUCAUAUUUACUCUAUUGAGCCAGUUGAGCUUAUUUUGAGAUCAAUCCAGGCCUCCUCAGCCAACAAUAGAUCAUUGACUAAGGAUGUUCAUGCUGAUGAUCUCGCUGAGGAUGAGUUUCAUGAUGCCUCAGCAAAUGCUGAGGAUAUGGAGUCUGCUGAUGACUCCAACAUCAAUGAUAACUCAACUCAGCCAAAUGACUCAACUGAUCAUCCUGUCGCUGAACCAACUGUCACCAUCGACCUCUCUUCAUACAAUCCUCUCCCUGCUGUCCCCAUCACUCUAUCUUCUGCUGAUACUCAACUAGGUUCUUCAAGUGUUCCUGCACUUAGGUGGACAGUGAGUCACCCCGCUCACCAAGUCAUUGGUGAUCCUCAGCAGAGUAUUGUCACUCGAUCAGCGUCAAGAAACACAUGUCUUUAUGUAAAUUUCUUGUCAAUGAUCACUCCUAAAAAUAUUGGUGAGGCAAUGGUUGAUCCCUCUUGGGUUGCUGCCAUGCAAGAGGAAUUAACUCAAUUUCAACGACAACAUGUCUGGUUUUUGGUUCCUUUACCACAUGGAAAAGUAUAUUCGAGACAUGUUGGCUAA